AUGUCCGAAACACAACCCAUUAAUCCAAUCAAUCUCCCCCGUAACCUACACUUAAAUGCCAAUAAUCGCCGCAACUCAAUGUAUGAAUGGGGGAGAGAGCCCAGCCAUGGGGACUUGGACAAAUGGGAAGCUCAACUCAUCAGGCAGAUUGAAAUAAUCACGGAAGCCAUCGAAUGGGGAGUGCGGUAUGAUUUCGUGGAUGAGGCUCCCGAUGAGCUUUUGGAAUGGCGAAACGCUCUUUGUAAUGAGUUGGCACGUAUGCCUGAUAUAAGGGCGUAUUUCGUGGACGUUUAUAAUCUGUUACACUCUGAGGAGAACGAUGUGCACAACAGGACCCCCGGUAACGAGAAUAACCAAGUCGUACGCGAUUAA
This is a messenger RNA of Sclerotinia borealis F-4128, 372 nucleotides long. NCBI's taxonomy places the organism in Eukaryota, Fungi, Ascomycota, Leotiomycetes, Helotiales, Sclerotiniaceae. The record is from the annotation of a GenBank genome assembly.